AUGGCGGAAUCCUCUCGUAGGUGUUAUUGCAGCGUUCCUCGCUGCUCUAACUCUAAACAGAGACACCCUUACCUGAGUUUUCACGAUUUCCCGAAAGACAAAGAAUUGCGGAGGUCGUGGGUGAGGUUAAUAAGGAGGGAUGAAGGUCCUUUGUUUAAUAUAGUCCGCGGGAGCACUUUCGUAUGUAGCCUGCACUUCGAAAGUGUCGAUAUUUACGUUUCGAAAAGUGGCAGGAAACGACUGAAAACCGGUGCAGUACCUCGCCGUUUUUCCUGGAACAACUGGGGGAAUGACCACAUGUCUCGGGAAUCUGCCUUUGACCGCGCUAGCGCUCGUUUUGGAGUCGACGUUCGUGGAGGGAGUGCUGCUGGUCAGGCUAACGAGGUUUCUACCGUGGAUGCAGUGGUCGAGCUACAACACACAACAGACCACAACUACUACGCGUGUUCCCCUUCUGGUGCAUUGGAAGCUGCUGCUGUAAGAAUCAGAAAAUUGGAGGCCAAGGUCAGAGAAUUAGAAUCUUAGCUCAGGGACCUGACUGCCACAAAUCUACAAAUCAACAGAUUUUGUGCAACUGAUGAAGAGUUCAGAUUCUACACCCGUUUUCCAUCAGAGAAGGUCUUUUGGAUCUUUUGGGAAUCUGUUGCCCCCUCAGCAUCAAGAUUAGUGUACUGGAGUAAAGCACAGAGAGUUGACCAUGUCAUGGAAAUUGAGAAACCCAAAGUCCAAAUCCAAACCGGAGACUAACACUUGUGGAUGAGUUGUUCUUGUACUGCUGCCGUGUUGCAGUUAGCCUGAAAGAAAAGAUCCUAGCAGACAGCUUUGGUGUCAGCACUACAGGUGUAAGCAGAGUGGUCAUCACAUGGGCCAACCAUUUGUGCCUUGUCUUGGGGUCAGUGCCAACCUGGAUGUUAAGGGAGCAAGUCCAAGCAAGAAUGCCAGAGAAGUUAACACGGCACUGUUCAAAUGUGAGAGUGAUUCUGGACUGUACUGAAAUCAGAUGUGAAACACCAUCACUUACGCUUCAGUCUGAAACCUUUAAAAAAAAAAAACACCAUGUUCAAAGCCCUGAAAGGUGUUGCACCUUGUGGUGUGAUCACCUUUGUUUCAAAGCUCUUUACAGGAUGGAAACGGAGCAAACACAAGCCAUAGCUCAUCUCAGAAUCCUGGUGGAGAGAGCUAUAAGGAGAGUCAAGGAAUACCACAUCUGGGAUACAGCCAUUCCUCUCACCCUUUCAGGUUCAGUCAGUCAGCUAUGGACUAACUGUUGUUUAAUGACCAACUACCAAGGUCCAUUAGAUGUGGAAGGUGAUGUACCUGUUUGAAUUAUUCUUGUAACACUGGAAAUAAAACUAUUCGUUGUUUAUAGUUUUAAUCAUUUAAUUAAAUGUUCUUUUCUA
Colossoma macropomum (tambaqui) is the source of this 1400-nucleotide messenger RNA. Its product is annotated as THAP domain-containing protein 2-like. The record is from RefSeq and is a predicted model, not a curated record. The coding region runs from base 1 to 525 and encodes 174 amino acids. Gene Ontology annotation, molecular function: sequence-specific DNA binding. Lineage: Eukaryota; Metazoa; Chordata; Actinopteri; Characiformes; Serrasalmidae. The transcript is spliced from 2 exons.